Molecule: messenger RNA, 956 nt
Organism: Filobasidium floriforme
Lineage: Eukaryota; Fungi; Basidiomycota; Tremellomycetes; Filobasidiales; Filobasidiaceae
Product: phenol acid carboxylase
Exons: 5
Coding region: 333-800 (155 amino acids)
Molecular function (GO): carboxy-lyase activity
Source: RefSeq, a predicted model, not a curated record
GCAGUUGCAGUUCUCGACGAGAUGGCCAUGGUCCAUGGUCCGUGGUCCAGGUUUAGAUCGCUCGUUGCCCAUGACGUUCUCCUAUUAUCACGUCUCUCCAUUAAAAGGCUCCCUCGUAACCCUGAGCGCCUGAGUGGAUAUAAAAGACGAAGAGACCGACGCACCGAACCGCUAUCGACGCAUCGACGUACUGAACCGCUAAGACCAAAGCAAUCUAAAAAGUAGCAUACGGAUCAGCUAGCGUCUCCUCCUUACCAUCCCAAUCUCUAUCCAAAUAUCCAAACCAUACCCCACACCACGAUACCUAUACCUACAACUCUAUAACUAUAACCAUGGGCCUCGAAACGAUCAUCAACAAGCACCUCAAGUACACUUACGAUAACGGGUGGAGGUACGAGUUCUGGUUAAAGUCCGAGAAGAGGAUCGUCUACGAGAUCCACGGUGGACCUAUGGCAGGGAGGUAUAACUACCAGACCAGUUGGGUACAGGAGAUCCGGGCGGACGAGAUCUACCAGAUCUCCUGGGUCGAAGAGACAGGUACCGUCGUCUCCAUCAACGUCGACCUACCGAACAAGCGGAUCUUUACGUUCAUGACCUUUUCUCAGGGCCACUGGGAAAAAGCCGAAGAAGCCCACGGCGACAAACGCAACCCCUCCGACUUUGACCGCUGGAGAGGACUCGCCAAGAUCGGCGGGCCCAAGGAGAGGCAUACGAUCAUGGAACAAGCUACCCUUGAGGUGAUCGAGGAUGGGAGGCCGGAUUAUAUGGGGGAUAUUGAGGAUGAUGCCGAGACCUUGUAGAGUGAGGUGAUGUAAGUUUAGUUUGUUGGGUCUUCGGUAGGGUGGAUGAAAUGGUGUUGUAUCAGUGAGAUGGCGGUAGUCAGAGAUCGUCAUAGAAUAAGAAUAUAAUCACCUGCUGACCAGAGCGAGACGGACGGCUAUUGCGACAGCCCUGGG